Gigantopelta aegis is the source of this 2126-nucleotide messenger RNA. Its product is annotated as amiloride-sensitive sodium channel subunit gamma-like. Gene Ontology annotation, biological process: sodium ion transmembrane transport. The transcript is spliced from 11 exons. Gene Ontology annotation, cellular component: membrane. NCBI's taxonomy places the organism in Eukaryota, Metazoa, Mollusca, Gastropoda, Neomphalida, Peltospiridae. The coding region runs from base 7 to 1497 and encodes 496 amino acids. Gene Ontology annotation, molecular function: ligand-gated sodium channel activity. The record is from RefSeq and is a predicted model, not a curated record.
ACGAGUAUGCACGGAGCCGGCCGAGUGGUGGGUAAGGGUGGAAUCUCGAGGAAACUGGCUUGGCUUCUCAUUGUUCUCACGGGAUUUGGCGUCGCCGUAUACCACGUGACCUUGGUGAUACUACAAUAUCAGAAGUGGCCGGUUUCAACGCUGGUUACCAUAGAGUACAACAAAGAACUGCUGUUUCCUGCGGUGACUAUCUGCAAUAUCAACCCGCUCAGACGAUCAGCACUCAGCAGCGAGUACCUGAGAGAAAUAGAACAAAUCAUCAGAGAGAAGAACAACUCAAACGAGACGGAGACUAGCACCGAUGAACAGCAAAACUUCGACGAAUACUCGGACGACUUCGAGAUAACGAAGUCCAUUCAGCAGAUCAUGGCCACCAUGAAAGACAACGCGAGGGCGAAACUGGGCUACAGCAUGGAUCACAUGCUGCUGAACUGCGAGUUCCAAGGUCUGCCUUGUGUUCCAGGAAACUUUACUCGAUUCCACAAUGGGGAGUUCGGCAACUGCUUCAUGUUCAACCAGGAACCCGGGAUGUGGUCGAUGAUAACCAAGACUGGGACGCAAUAUGGUUUGACGUUGGAGAUGUAUGCGAUGGUGGAUGAGUAUAUCGCCGAGGUGGCCGACACCGUGGGCUUCAAGAUCCUCAUCCACAGCCAGUCCGUGAUGCCGUUCCCAGAGGACGACGGCAUCUCCAUCAGCCCAGGCACGUCAACGUCCAUUGGCAUCAGCAAGUUCCAGAUGACACGCGCCCCUCCGCCGUACAGCUCGUGUGCCGUGUACAGCGACAACGACGAGCGGACCAUCAACAUGUUCAGCAGCAUCCUCGACACCGUCCAGUAUUCGUACAAGGCUUGCGACAAGAGUUGUUACCAGAAGAAUGUGAUCGAGAAAUGUGGCUGCUGUGAUUUAAAACUGCCGUGCAGCGACGAGGCCCGUCAGAGUCUGAGGAUCGACGAGUCAAGUGAAAUAACGUACUGCAACACGACCAGCGGUUCUAUUCAGAAAGAGUGCACUAAUAAGGUGUUCAUAGAGUACCUCCAUAAUGAUCUUGGCUGUGACGAAUUGUGUUCACCAUCUUGCAGCGACGUGGACUACGACACAAAGGUGUCGUCGGCGGUGUGGCCGGCCGAGGUGGUGGUAGACAAGGUGUACGACAAAGUCGUAUCACGACGCAGAAAAACCAAUUCCUCCAAACUGGAUUUACCAGAAAACGAAACGAAACUCCAAUAUCUCAGAAAAAACGUUGCCAAGAUUCACGUUUACUACAAGCAACUAAAUCAUGAACAUAUUGAAACCAUUCCGUCAUACUCUUGGAACACGUUGCUGUCUGAUAUCGGUGGCCAGGUUGGAUUAUGGUUAGGAUUCUCCCUACUCACUGCAAUCGAGAUCGUCGAGCUUGUAGCAGACAUUUUUAUGACGCUGAUUAAAAAAAUACGCUGUAUUGCUCAAGUCGGUGAACAAAAAGCCGUACAGAGUGCUGUGAAAUUUUGAUUCCCACACAAUUAUGAUAACAGUUUUAAUGUGUCCCUCAGACAAAUUUAACAGACACUUUCUGAAAUGCAUUGAUUUUCUUGUUAAUCGUUUGUUUUAUCUAAAUCCCAGUUAUUGAUACAUGAUAUACAUAUGUAUGUAAGUAUGUAUAUAUAUCUAUCUAUGUAUGUAUGUAUGUAUGUAUGUAUGUAUGUAUGUAUGUAUGUGUGUGUGUAUGUAUGUGUGUGUAUAUGUUUUAUAUCUCUCUCUGUGUGUGUAUGUAUAUAUGUGUGGUGUGUAUGUCUCUAUGUGUGUGUGUGUGUGUGUGUGUGCGUGUGUGCGUGUGUAUUUUAUUGGAUAGUUUGGGUCCUUGUGCAAGCCUACAUUUACGAAUGUCUCUGUCAAUAUAAUAAUUAAAUAUUCAUUUAAGAUUUAAAUAUGUCUUGCGUUGCUGGACAUUAUAUUUUCAAUAUAAUUAUGUAUUAUUAAUGUUAUGUUUAUGCUAAAUAUUUUGGGUCUCAGUACAACACUACAUCUACGGAUGGAUUUCUGAAUUUAUCAUCCAUUAAAGGCUUUUGUUGGAGAGAUCGCUGGCACUAUAAUUUGCGAUAUCUCCUGCGAAAUUCUCUUAGGAAAUAUCGCUUCUUAUA